AUGUCUGAUGCCAACAAUCACACCAAGUGCCAGGGAGUAGAUCCAGGAUCAGGCUGCCUCGACAUAUUCCAGUUCAAGACGGAGCGGGGCUUGUGUGCGAAAUGCGACCUUGUGGAUGUCCAGUUCAAAGACCAGCCUGAAAAACAGAAGGAAUACCAGAACAUGCCGCAAUGCACUGGUUGUGGUUCGUGUAGCAAGAAUCUAAAGGGUGUUUACUGUGGUGCAUGCAAGCAAAAGAACGACACCGUAGCUAUGCCACCUCCGCUACCAAAGUCAACACAAGUGAUUAUGACAUCUUCGGCUCCAAUUCUCCACACGUCCCCGUCGUCUUCUAUUUUGCGGUCACCCUUGGAUCACGCUCUUGCUAUAGUUAACUCAGCCAAUAUCACGACACACUCUGGUGCUACACCCACCAGUAACUUUGGAUAUGUCAUGCAUGGUAUGAAAAAGAUACAGCAGGAGCGGGAGCAACAGUACGCCAAAAUCAAGGAGGCUAAAACCGGGAUUGGACGCCGAGUCAACUUGCAUUUAACCUUUCAUGGAGACAACAACGUCAAGCCAAUUCAUGCAAUUGGUCGUCUCGCGGACACACAUUCAGACCAACUUACUCUCAAAGAAGCAGUGAUGUUACACGUCAAGAAGGUCAACAAAAACAUCUGGGAAGAUGCAACGUCAGGGAGGUUGACAGGCGAUGACUUCUAUAUCCGGUUCCCCGGGAAUAAUGUUCUUAUGGGAUGCACCGAGUAUGACACUCUCGGUCGCGUUCAUGAUGUGACAUUGUCUCUCCCAACCAGACAGAUAAGUUGGUUCAAGCCGCCAACGGACUCUGGAAAGACGGCACGUACUACAAAUGGCAACAUUGUAGUUCUCAUUGUGUCGGUUAUUCUGAAGAUCUCAAAGGUUGAGGAAAGGGACGGUCGUCUUCCAGUUGAACUUGGAGGUACGCCUGUAAGUGGGAAGAGCAAAGGACGAGGCAAGAGAUCGGCGGAUGAUGACCUGGCAUCUAUGACAUCAACUGUGCGUCGACGAAUUGAUGCCCCUCUUCAAUCAACAUUCCGUCCCCGGGCACUUGUCUCGGCCACGGUUUCAGGGGGACAGGAUGGGGUCACUCAUGAUGAUUUUGAAUCAGUCAAACUGUUGUUGGCACAUGUAAAUGUGCUCGAAUCAGGUUGGGUGGACAUUAAGUGGGAGGCGGGUGAUACAAAGAAGGCAGAAAUUGCGACAGUCCCAUGUGCUCAUGGAACCUCAAAGCUGGUAUAUAAACUGAAGAUUGGUGGGGAACGAUUUGUAGCCAAGCGCUAUGCAAACAUACCAUCAGGAGGUUUUGCAUUGCGCUCUAAGCCAGUGACUAUAGCGGCACAGGCUCGACCUCUACAUAUGGUGACAAAUGCCGAAUAUCUGAAGAAUUUUAUGCAAACGCAUGAACAACGGGUGAAUCGUUCUCAGACGAUUUCAUUGGCCUCUGGCCUUACCAAGGAGGACUUCGCCAUCCAAGACAGCGUCUUUGACAAUGACCCACCAGAUAGCGAGGAUAUCGGGAAUGAUGGGAGCGAGACAGCUGGUCACCUGCUACUGGAAUGCUUGGGGCCAACCUGGCUUAUUGAGCAUGAGAGACCAACUCAGGUCAUGAAGUACAGUGGCACCCUUCAGCAAUCCAGCCGCCAAACUCUUCCUUUUAUGACGAUGUCUGCAUUUGCACAUUUCAGCCUGAUUUGGUCAAACGGAGAGCGGGUAUUUGCUGACCUUCAGUCCUCUCCUGGUGUCUUGGACAGUAUGCCAGUGCGCAUCCUCUUUGACGGAAUGGCUCACACAGAGAAAGGGAACGCCGGACCUGGUGACCAUGGAGAACAAGGCAUCAAGCAAUUCUCCAAGACGCAUAUCUGUAAUAAAAUCUGUGAUAGUCUCAGGAUUAAUGAAACUGAGGAUUCGGAGGACGAGGAAGACGAGGGCACCAAAGGACAGAAAAACCACAUCAUAUGA
Messenger RNA from Marasmius oreades (fairy-ring Marasmius), 1980 nucleotides. RefSeq lists its product as uncharacterized. Gene Ontology annotation, molecular function: ATP binding; protein serine/threonine kinase activity. Bases 1 to 1980 code for a protein of 659 amino acids. The record is from RefSeq and is a predicted model, not a curated record. The transcript is spliced from 12 exons. Lineage: Eukaryota; Fungi; Basidiomycota; Agaricomycetes; Agaricales; Marasmiaceae. Gene Ontology annotation, biological process: protein phosphorylation.